Geodia barretti is the source of this 783-nucleotide messenger RNA. The record is from the annotation of a GenBank genome assembly. NCBI's taxonomy places the organism in Eukaryota, Metazoa, Porifera, Demospongiae, Tetractinellida, Geodiidae.
AUGACACCGCACGAAUCCGCUCUGCCGCUUUUCGACGCCCACGCCCACCUGUACGCGGCGGCGUUUGCCGACGACCUGGACGAUGUGCUGGACCGAGCGGCCACCCAAGGCGUGCAGGUGGUUCUCUGCGUGAGCGAAACGCUCGCGGAAGCGGAGCGAGUCAUCGAGUUGGCGGACCGCCAUCCGCUCAUCAAGCCCUGUGCCGGGCUGUACCCGACGAUUCUGGACCGCGAUGCAGCGGCGGCGAUGCUGGACUUCAUCCGCCAGUACCAGGACCGACUGGUGGCCAUCGGCGAGGUUGGCCUGGAUUACUGGAAGGUGCAGGACGCCGCUGACCGCGAGGUGCAGCGCGACAUUCUGGCGCAGCACAUUGCCCUGUCCCGCGAACUCGAUAUGCCGCUCAACGUCCACUCGCGUUCCGCUGGCCGUCACGCCAUCGCCUGGCUGCGCGACAACGGCGCCCGGCACGUUCUGCUGCACGCCUUCGACGGCAAAGCCGCCACCGCUCGCGCCGGUAUCGAAGCGGGCUACUAUUUUUCCAUUCCCCCUUCGAUCGUCCGUUCGCCGCAGAAACAGAAACUCGUUCGCCACCUGCCGCUGGAGUACUUGCUGCUGGAGUCCGACGCCCCCGUUCUGGGUCCCGAGAAAGACGUACGCAACGAGCCGUGCAACGUCUGGCUCUCCUGCCAGCACAUCGCCGCUAUCAAGGGCGUGCCAGUGGAAGAAGUGGCCCGAAUUACAACCGCUAACGCCAAGCGCCUGUUUCCACGCGCCUUUCAGUAG